Messenger RNA from Yamadazyma tenuis ATCC 10573, 1321 nucleotides. Lineage: Eukaryota; Fungi; Ascomycota; Pichiomycetes; Serinales; Debaryomycetaceae. The record is from RefSeq and is a predicted model, not a curated record.
CGCCAUUCUUGAUGAUUUAACUCCUGUGCCACAAAUGACCAGUUUGACCUUGUGUUCUCGUGGAUGUAUUGGUGCUACUGCUGACUUUCAACUGUAUCACUACUAUGCCAUCUUUGACAAGAGUUCUGCCUUGGCGAAUUAUGAUGAUACUUUGGCUAAUGAAGUUGACUACUUCAACUUUUCUACCAUCUUUGGAAAGGAGGACAGACGCUUUGGUAACCCUCAAGGCUUAGUUAAGUCUGGUGGCUUGACUAGCCUUACAUCAGACUUGGACCUCUAUGAAUUCUUCACCAUCUUUGGCAAAGAAAAACAACCCUAUUCUACUAACUAUAACUUCUAUGACUUCUACUCCAUUUUUGAAAACCAAAAAACCAAAAAAAAUCAAAGAGUCCAAAACUCCCGUAAAAACUAUAAAACUGAAAACUGCUGCUAUCUGCUCACUUCUGACUUCAAUGGGUUUAACUUCUAUAGUUUGUUCAAGGACUGCUCUCAUUCAACUUUGGACUUUGAAGUGUAUGACUCUUUUAAAUUGUUCGAAGAAAAAGUUCCAGUUUCUGGCCUCGAGGUGUACGAAUUCUACACCGCUUUGCAAAAGAAACUGGAAUGCUCUUCAGCGAAGUUGAAGUCAAAAUUGGUUCAUUUGCCAAAGUAUAACUUGUCUAGCAGGCUUCAAAAGGCUCCAGAAGAGUAUGGAUGUACUUAUAAUGCCAAGCUUGGGAUGGUUUUACCAAACCGGUCAUUGUCUUCUUUGCUCAAGCUUGACAUGAAUUUGAGAAACUCUUGCAUGGGUAAUUCGCCAUACAAUGUUUCCAAAAAGAAUACGUUCAAUUCUCAAUCAAAGUUUGAGAGAGUUACCAUGGAAGCUUAUUGGAAAUCUUCAAAAAGCAUGCAAUCUUCUUUGGAGUUGACUUCUACUUCCAAAAAUAUGGUCCUUGCUGUACAAGAACCCGCCAUUCUGGAAAUGGUAUGGGAAUACUUGUCUGAUGACGAUAAGUCUAUCAUGAGUCUCAGUACCUCCAUAUUAGAAGCUUCUGACUACUGUAAGGACGUUUGUGGAGAUGGUUCAAGUUCCUGGUCCUCAUUGAUGGCCCUAUGCCCUCUCAUUCCUGAAACUGAUCAUAGCUUAGUGGAUCAAAGAGAGGCUAUUAGACAAAUAUUAGACUCCAAGCCUAAGUUGAUGAUUCUACCAGCAUCAGAGAAUAGUUCAGAAGACAAGGAAGUUGAUAAACAACACUCAUCACCAUUCCGUAAAGUUUUCCUGAAACUUAAACCUCGGAAAUUAUUUGCAUUAUUCGCAUCAAUUAGACACCAGAAAAGAUAA